Molecule: messenger RNA, 2805 nt
Organism: Heterobilharzia americana
Lineage: Eukaryota; Metazoa; Platyhelminthes; Trematoda; Strigeidida; Schistosomatidae
Source: the annotation of a GenBank genome assembly
AUGGCUGCGUCCAUGGAUGUGAAGCUUCAAAUGGAUCAGUAUCAUGCCCAUCAUCCUCAUGUUUCUGGUGCUUCACUGUCUUCUCAUCCUAAUCCUGGGCAUAUACAACUCGAGGGUCCGAGUGCCCGUUUGCCAAGUCAGUUCAGUAUUCCGUCACAGCCACAUCAUUUUGGUCAUGUUCAUGACCCAUAUGCCAAUUCUUCCUCAUCAGUCCAGCAGAUGUUGAUGCAGCAACAAAUCCAACAUCAUCGGUCGACUUCUUUCGUCACUCAAGUUUACGAUAGCAGUGAACUGUUGACGAAGCCACUUUCUAAUCAUGAUGCAAGCCCUCACAAUCAGGUGAAUCAAAUGCAUCUCCAGAUACCUGCCCACCAGCAAAUCCCUCAUUCUUUACAGUCUAACGAUCUCGCUGUCACUUCCAAUGCACGAUAUUCACCUGCCAUUGAUCGUGGAUCACAUCACUCUCCAUCUGUUUCAAAGGAUAGUUAUAAUACGCCUACUUACCACAUGCAAGAUCAAUCGCAUGCUCUUACAAACGCAUCUCAUUUGCAGCAACCUGUGUAUUCAUAUCAUGGAGACCCAUCGCAAGUGUGUAAUCCACAAGCAACUGUUCACACAACGACAGAAUUGUCUAAUUCACAGUACCCAGGACACCAUUUACCCAUGCAGUUGAACAAUAAUUCCUCCGGGGAUAAUGAGAUUCACCAUUCUAGUGAUCAGCAUUCCCAUCACUCCACUGCCUUCCAAGCACCCUCGGUUCCUUAUGAACCACCAGUCAGGAAGCGACGCGGUCGACCCCCAAUCCAUCCAACCUUUGACGUUGAUGAUUGGAUCGAGCAGUAUAAGACAAACCGAGAACCUGCUAUGCUGGAACUAAUUCAGUUCUUUAUAUCAUGCAGUGGUUGUAAAGGAAAAGUAACACCAGAAAUGUAUAGUCACCUGUCACAUGCUGAUAUUAUUCGUCGAAUGGCCGAAGAGUUUGAUGAAGAUUCAGGUGAAUAUCCACUAAUUCAGUCAAGCCCUAUUUGGAAACGUUUUCGCUCAAAUUUUGUUGAAUUUAUCCAAGUGCUGAUUCGUCAGUGUCAGUACAGUAUUAUUUACGAUCAGUGUAUGAUUGACCAAGUCAUCUCCUUACUAACAGGUCUUACAGAUUCACAAGUUCGGGCAUUUAGACACACCAGUACGCUGGCUGCCAUGAAAAUGAUGACAGCUCUUGUCGAUGUUGCGUUGAAUGUCAGCAUCAAUCGAGACAACACACAACGUCAGUAUGAAGCUGAAAGGUCAAAAACGCAGAAUCGUCGGGCUUCUGAUAGACUUGAUGUGCUAAUGCGGCGUCGUCAGGAGUUGGAAGAAAAUAUGGAGGAAGUUAAAAAUAUGCUCAUAUAUAUUUUCAAAGGAGUGUUCGUUCAUCGGUACAGACACAACAAUUCGGUGCUUGAAGACAAGGAUUGUGAGAACAUAUACGAAUUGGUAUAUUGCUCUUACAGGCCUUUGGCACAAGCAGCAGGGGAGUUCUUGACAUUAAAGCUGUUUGAAGUUGAUACUCACCCACCUCCAGCAAGAACUAGAAAGGGGAAGAAACGUAGUGAAAAUACACCACUCAUUCGUGAUCUAGUACAAUUUUUCAUCGAAAGUGAAUUGCAUGAGCACGCCACUUAUUUGGUCGAUAGCUUAUGGGAUCUAUGCCCUAUGCUUCGUGACUGGGAAGCCAUGUUGGAUCUACUUCUUGAAGAACCUGGUAGGGGUGAAGAGCCUAUGGAUGCAAACCAAGAAACAAGCUUGAUCGAAGUUAUGGUUUGUUGUGUUCGUCAAGCGGCAACUGGAGAAUCACCAGUGGGACGGCAGAUUGGCGGUCACCAUUCACAUUCCAGCUGCAACUUAACUGGCGGUGCAAGCACUUCAGAUACCACCGGUCGUAGUCGAGGUGGUGGACCUAUUUACGUUGGUAACAGCGCCACACUGUCUGUUCGGGAGGCUCGGGCUAUCGCAGAGGAACGUAAUCGUAUGACAGAAGCCAUGAUAACUGCACUACCAGCACUGCUCACUAAGUAUGGUGAAUCUCCUGAACGAGCGACUAAUCUGAUAACUAUUCCACGAUAUAUGGAGUUGGAGCUGUAUACAACGGGACGACACGAACGGCACUUAGAUCUUCUGCUGCAAGCUAUUCAUGAUAUUGUGGAACGUCAUACCGACCCAAAAACAUUGUUGGCCUGCUCUCGUGCUUAUGAGUCGUUGUGUAUGGAUGAAGUAAGCAUCGGAGAAGAACCUGAUCAGGAUGACGAGUUUCACCUGUUAGCUGCAUUGAAACGUAUUUAUGCGUUUUACGCUUGUCAUGAUCUCUCUGGAUUGGAUUUAUGGGACAGUCUUUUUCGAAUAACGCAAUCCGUGAAUGAUGCCAGUGGUGAAAUAGUAGCUCAAGCUGUCAGGUGUUGUUGUAAAGCUUUACUGUGGGAUUUCGCGAAAUUUGAAUUUGAAGUGGAUAAGGCAGGCUUGAAUAAACUUCGCAAAAAGCUAAAUUUGUAUAUGGAUGUAUGCAUUAGCUACUUGGAUCAUUCAUGCAAACUCCUUGCAACAGAAUCGUUUACUUCUGUUUGUGAUCUAUUAGUUGUCUUUUCUCAUCAUCUAUAUCUCCAUGCGCCAAAUCUCAUGUCCGUCGUCUAUAAAGCUGAUAGAAAUCUUGAGUUGAAGCUGACCAACUUUCUGGAACAGAGGGUUUUUGUCGACGAUGAUGAGGAGGAGGAUGAAAAUAUCAAAUUUGAAUCCCUCCAUGAAAGGCGGACUCAACUAGCUGCAUUUUUAAGUUGA